UUGAUUACCAGUCCGGGUUUAUAGCACAAUAGUUAACUUAAGUUUUAUAAUCACAGUCGCUUAGAUAUUUACACAAAAAAUAUUGAUCAGACAAGCCAAAAUUAGACGUGAAAUGUGGAUAUAUCUAAUCCUCUUCUGGCUGCUAGGACCAGGCAUACUGGGCCAGUGCGUCGACUGCAACGCGAAGUGGCACUUCCACUGCAAAUCGGAGCACACAGGAUAUUAUUGCGCUGGCAACAAGAGUGUCAUCGAAAAAUAUACCCUCUCCCAUGAGGAUUUUGCCACCAGUACUGAACAAAUUAUCAUGCCGUUUGACGUCUGCACACCAUAUCCCUACAUUCUACACUUCGCCGAGAGCUACUGCUGUCUGUACUCACCCAAAUUUGGAUGCCAUGCCGCCCUUCACCCUUCACUGUACAAAUUUGAGAAGUCCGUUGGAAGAUACUGCAGUUUGUGCAAGAAGCACUGCCGUUGUGUGACGGAUGAGGCGGCACCUAGACACCGGUUCUGGGCGGCGGUUCGUCUUUUAGGGAUAGUCGCUCUGCUGAGCGCCUUUCUGUCGUCGUUGAUGGAAUCGACGACGGCAUUGAGUUACUAAGACAGAGCUGACUGCCUCCAAAAAACGACGUUGGUGGAACCGAUCUAGAUGCUAGAGGACAUUUGGAAGUAUGGAAUACGCUCAAGGGAUUCAAGGGAUACAUGCCUGGUCACUCGGCCUAUGAUUCAUCCAAAAAUUUUAGUGUAUUUUAGGGUUUGAAGUAAACAAAUUAAAAUACAA
Drosophila ananassae is the source of this 778-nucleotide messenger RNA. RefSeq lists its product as uncharacterized. NCBI's taxonomy places the organism in Eukaryota, Metazoa, Arthropoda, Insecta, Diptera, Drosophilidae. The transcript is spliced from 4 exons. Bases 113 to 598 code for a protein of 161 amino acids. The record is from RefSeq and is a predicted model, not a curated record.